UGGGGGGCGAAAUGCGGGGUGAGGUGCGAGCUGAGGUUCGGUGAGGCGGGCGCCGGUGCUCGGCUCCCCUGAGGCGACCCAGCAGCCGCGGGCCCUGCGGCCGGGCACUGCCCCUAGGGUCACAGCAGGGCCCUUCCCCCCCUCGGCCCCCCUCCCCUCACACACCGGUAAACCCUCCCACAGGUAUUUGUAAAUCCUCCCAAUGCUUUGCCUGCAGCAGGAUUAGUAGAUAGUGGAAACCGUGCGGUAGGCAUGCAGUUUCACCCUGAGGAGGGUCUUCCCUUGGCCUUAGCUUAUAAAUCCCAAAUCUAGAAACAGGCCUGGAAGCCAGCUGGGGCUGUGCACUGCGCUCGGGAGAGCUAUUGACAGAGCUCUGAGGCUGAGGCAAAAAACAAGGAUAGGGUAAAGGCCAAAUGAAUUAAUUAUGUUGGUCAGUUUUUUGCUGGCUGUUAAAGUGACCUCAAACCAGAGAUCAGUUUCAACCUUUUUGGAUUUUGUUUGGUUUAGUAGAAAAUAGUUGUGUUAUCUUCAGCAUGUGCUUUCUAAUGCAUCUAUAGGUGUUCCUGUGUCUUCAGUGCAUAUCAGGAUAUAUUAACCAAAGACAGAAUCAUUACGAUACAGCAGUAAGGUAAAUUAAGAGGCAUAGCAAGCCAGGCAGGGGCAUUUCGCGCUCUGCUGUUGACUUUCCUUGUAAUCACAAGCAAAGCACGCAAUCCAGUUUGCUUCAGUUUUUCCUUCUGAGGAAAGGGAUAUCUUUUUUUUUCUCAUAUUGGAAACAGCCUUGGAUGAAAAAUGUUAUGCAUGUGCCAAGUAGUGCUUCUUAUUCUACCUUUGCUUUCUGGCCUUUACCUUGCUAUUUUUGUCAUUUUGUUGUUAUUCUCUGUUUAGUAGACUGGAAAGAAUUCUAAUCGUUUUGAUUAUGGUUCUUUGAAGGUUCACUUAAACACUCUUCGGAUGAAUUAAGGACCAAGACUAGGUUUUCUGUAAAGAGUGAAAGGCUCACUUUGGUUAAGGAUUCAGAAACUUCUGCUGAUGCCAGGCCGUUAUGUUGAAAGAAUGCCGUACAGUGAUGCCACAGAAAAGCCACCAUUGUUCAGAGAAGCUACAUUUCAAAAGGCUUGGAAAAGUGUAGAUAUAAAUCCACCUGAGGAAGUCAGAGCCCUACCUGAUUUUGUUGUUCCUGAGAAAGCGGGGAGUAAUAUCUUGGAACGCUUGUCAGAACGCCGGCGAGACCGUCAUUAUGAAGCAGUAAACUCAAUGGAUCAUGAGCUUGACUGCAUUGCCAGGGAAAUGGAACCCUUCUUUUUGGAAUCUGGAAAAUUCCUUCUGACAGAACUGAUGGAAUUGGAUACAAAAAUUGAACUUCAUUUUAAAAAGAUUGAGUGUGACACUGCUCUGGAAGGUUUCUCAAUUGAAGGUUUGGAAGAAUUGCGGAAUAUCAUCCAUCAGGAAUGCUUGACCAGAAGGAAGUCGAUUAAGAAAACUAUUGAAUCCUUUAAAGACGCUGAAAAGAAUCGAGCUAAUAAAGUAACAGAUGUACUGAGGAAGUAUACUCUGAUACUGGAGCAAAUUUCCUUCUUCUUGGCAGCUGAUGUUCACAGGUUCAUGAAUGAUAAGGCCAUGAUGAUUAACAAACAACUCUUGGCUAAUCAGAGGACAAUUGCCAAGCUGUUCCAUAAUUUGAUGAAAUCAGAAGUGAAUAAGGAAUUAUUACAUCAAUUGAAAUGGGAAAAUAGAGUUAAGGACUGGAAGCUUAUCCAAAAGAACUGUAUAGUUCAGAGUUUCAGAGAAUUUAUGGCAAAUGAAGAAAUACAGAAUCCCCCAACUGUGAAAAGAGAAAUGGAAAAUAUGAUAAUGGAUCAGAUUGUACUUAGUGGAAAGAGACUGGAGUUUUUGCAGCAGCUUGGUGAUUUAUUCCCUCCAACACACACAAAAGCUGAGAUAAAUGAAUGGUAUGGAUCUUUCAUGAAGUUAAACAAAAGUAUAGAUACCCACAACAUGGAGUGUAUGAUGAAAAUACGCGUCCAGUAUGAGAUGGUCCAGCAAAAAUGUCUGGCAGAAGUGCAGUUAUGCAAGAAUAAGCUGUUGAAUCUGAAUGUUUGCACAGAAAAAGAGGCUGAAGAAACUGUGAAUUCUGACUUCCUUCACUUGACUGAGAAACUUAAAAGUCGGUUUGAAGAACUGGAGUGUAUGGAUAGAGACUUUCAGGAGCUGGCCAAACACAAUGAGCAGAAUUUUAGAGACUUGUACAGCUAUUUUCAGGAGGUUAUCAAUCUCUGGGAUGUCCAUCAACUUAAACUGUCCCAGCAGCAAGAUGAACUUCAGAAGAAACUAGAUGACUGCAGAUGGAACCAGGACAAAUUAAUACAGGUGAAGGAAACUAACCUGGAUAUAAUUUUGAAUAAAAUGAGAACAGCAAGCUCUGAAGAAAAGCUGAAGAAACAUUUGGAGAAAGCCCUUUCUUGUUUAGAUGGCAUUAGAGCUAGGUACAAGGCAUUCAACCAAGUUCUAAUGGAUGAAGUAAUGGCUUACCCAGAAACUGUUUUGCAGGAAUUAAUUUCUUAUAGUAUAUCCAUCAGCCAGUAUUUUAAUGUGAAGGAAAUCUUCAAACAGAACUUGCAAGGAAAGGUGGACUCCACAUUCCAAGAUCAAGAACGAGUUAAGGCUUCAGAAGCUGAACAUCUGGUGGAGCAGCAAGCUGAGAGCAUUGUGCAAAACGAUGAAGGAGAGGAAAAGACAGACAGUUGUCAACAAGAAAAUGAAGAAAGAAACACAACUGAGAAUGAGGAGGCCUUUCCACAGGAAACUGAAGAAGCAGAGGAAAAAGAAGAUGGGGAGAGUAUGCCUCAUGAAAGUGGAGAAAUUAAGCAUGCAGGACAGGGUGUUAGCUUUACACAGGCUAUGUUCAACGACAGCAAGGCAGAAAGCUCUGAAAUUGCCACUGAGACCUUUUCCACUUCUAGUGGAAAUUCUUACACAGUUCUUGGAGUUGAAGAGGCAGAAAAGACUGACAUCCCAGAGACUUAUUUUACAAAAUAUGAAAAAAAAGAAUCACUUCCUAUGUACCUGAGAAAUGUACUUAUCAAAGAAACAGUGUUUGUAGAGCUGAAGAAACGGAUUCGCCUCUGCAUUUUUGAACACUUGGAGAAAUGGUUUGCAGAGUCCUUGUCCAACUCUGGUGCCUUUGUAGCUGCCAAGCAAGAGGAGCUGUAUUCUAAACUUCAGCUGCGUCUUCACUUGCAUCAACAAAGGCAGGAGGAUAUAAAGACAAACAUCUAUGAUCUUAGAGCUGCGGAGCUGUUGCUUCACAGAGAGCAUCUAGAGUGCCACUGUGCAGCAGUGGUGGAAGCUGUGGAAAAGGAGAAAGCUCAAUUUCUCAAAUUUCAUGAUUACCAAAAUAACAUCAUCAAAAACUUAAAGUCACGAAUCUGUGACAUGGAGUCCACCUUCCUCAAUGCUCCUAUGACUCAGAAGUAAGUGUGCCACAGGUGUUGCUGGCUGUGAAUUUCCGUAGGUAAAUAGUCCUGAUUACCAUCUGAGAUGUUCCUGAUUUGCAUUCUGAAUCUAUUUUGUAUGUCAUUAUUUCUCAAUGAAGACUUCUUCAUGAAACCUUAAGAAAAUGUAAAUAAUUUUUGUUUCCUGUAUCUCUCCCUGAAGAGAUUCAAAUCAGUAGUGAAGGGAUGACAAUUUUCAUAUAUUUUCAAAGUGCUGGCAGUCUUAAAGUAGAAAAGAUGUUUCACCUGUUGAGAUGUUAUCCAGUUUACUGAACCUGCACAGUAAUAGCGAUUGGUUUUGCAGGAUACUCUUCAAUCGCAUCAGUUGCUUGCUGAUAUCUUCCAAGUGUUCAACAAAAUAAGCACAGUUCAGUGAGUUGCUCUCAGAAUAGUAAUACACUCUUGUGUUCUCAGAUUUUGUUCAUGUCUUUACAGCCAGCAGUCUGAAUCAUGAUCUAUGCUCCUCUUUCUAUGUUUUCCCUAUCUUUUAUUAUU
This is a messenger RNA of Falco peregrinus (peregrine falcon), 3989 nucleotides long. RefSeq names its product coiled-coil domain containing 180 (gene CCDC180). Bases 1033 to 3477 code for a protein of 814 amino acids. The transcript has 19 exons. The record is from RefSeq and is a predicted model, not a curated record. Lineage: Eukaryota; Metazoa; Chordata; Aves; Falconiformes; Falconidae.